AUGCCUAAGAGGUGUGUUGUAGGUGGUUGUUCCAAUGAAAAGGAUGAGGAUUUGAACAUCAGCAUUCACCUGUUCCCUACUGAACCAAAAUUAAGAAGAAUUUGGGAGAAAAAUGUUCAAAAUACUCGUGUUGACUGGUCUGCUACGAAAUGGAGCAACAUUUGCAGCGUCCAUUUUAACGAAGAUUGUUUUGACAGUAGGCCGAUGAAGCGGGUUUUAAAACCAGAUGCCGUCCCAACCAUAUUC
Messenger RNA from Lottia gigantea (owl limpet), 246 nucleotides. RefSeq lists its product as hypothetical. The annotation marks the transcript as partial. Gene Ontology annotation, molecular function: sequence-specific DNA binding. The record is from RefSeq and is a predicted model, not a curated record. Lineage: Eukaryota; Metazoa; Mollusca; Gastropoda; Lottiidae. The transcript is spliced from 2 exons.